This is a messenger RNA of Pocillopora damicornis (cauliflower coral), 2313 nucleotides long. Its product is annotated as recQ-mediated genome instability protein 1. Lineage: Eukaryota; Metazoa; Cnidaria; Anthozoa; Scleractinia; Pocilloporidae. Gene Ontology annotation, biological process: resolution of meiotic recombination intermediates; double-strand break repair via homologous recombination. The record is from RefSeq and is a predicted model, not a curated record. Gene Ontology annotation, cellular component: nuclear body; RecQ family helicase-topoisomerase III complex. Gene Ontology annotation, molecular function: nucleotide binding.
CCAUCAACAAAUAUGGCCGUCCCCGACAACCUUUGCGUCAUAAUUAACGUACUACGCAUGUGUUCAUCUUCCGCGCGCUAGAUUCAAAAUGGCGGUCGUCCGUCGGUGGCUGGAGUCUCGUAAUACCUAUUGUCAGAAUGACUGGCUAGAUGCUUGCAUAAGUUUUGUGAAAGAAGACAAUGAGGGAACGUUGUCUCCUGAUCAACUGAACGAACUUGUGUAUGAGCAGUGGCUGAUGGCUGAAAUUCAGGAAUCCAGUCGUCCUUGUCUUCCAGAAGGCCUUGAGAACCAGGAUAUUUGUAAACUCGAGGGGACUUUCAAUCUUCAGAUUAGCUCAAUCCUUAAUGUUGGAGAAUCAGCAUAUUCUCAAAUUCAGAAACUUAAAGGUCAAGAUGACCCUCAAGAGCUGAACUUCAAAGCAAAUCCCUCAGAACCAAAGAUAAAACCAAGUCGAAUGUUACUGCUUGAAAUAACAGAUGGAAAACAGACUGUAUUUGGAAUGGAGUAUCAACAGAUUCCAUCCCUGGCAUUCAACACACCUCCUGGAUCUAAAAUACAAGUGAGUGGUCCCCUAACUUAUAGACUUGGAGCCCUCCUACUAACGCCCAGCAAUGUCAAGGUAUUAGGUGGAAGUAUUAUGCAUCUGAUAGAAGAAAACUCUUACUGGAACAUGCUGCAUCAAGCCAUAGGGCAAGAUCCACCUAGAAAACCAGAUGGCAUAAAAACAGAAGCUAUCACCAUUGAAAUGCCCACUGUUGAUCAGAUGACUGUUCAAGAUAACUCAACUGUUGACAUUACAACCCUAAGGGAUUCAAGAACUCUGGUGAAAAGAGAAACAAACCAAAGAAAUUUUAGUGCUGGGGGUCUUACCAGCAACAACAACAAUCAAAGAGGGAACACAGGAAGUGAAAACCAAUACAAAGGGAAAUCAAAACAACAGGGACCCAAUGGACCUAAAGUGGUUCAAAGUUGCAGUAGAGAUCUUCAACAGUUUGGUGCUGUUGAUAAAUUGAAAAAUGUUUGCAACGAAGAAUUUUUUGAUGAUGACAAUGACUUAUUAGCAGCUGUUGCUGACAAUGAUUUCUUUGGGAUUGAGGAGGACUUUGAUAUGGAACAAAUAGAUCAGCUUGAAAAAGACAUGCAAACCUCAGCAAGCACAACAGCUAAUAAAAGUAUUCCAGUGAAGUUGAACAUGAUCCCCAGUGAAAUGCUAUGUCAUGAUGAGAUCUUUGAUGAUGACUUUGUUGAUGAAGAUAUACUGGCAAAUGAUUCAGAUUCCAUGGAAAUAAAACCUCUUCAUGAGAGAAUUUCUAAUGGAGAAACUAUUGGACAUGUGCAUGCGUCAAAACAAGCAAGUAUAGCAUCAAACAGUUCAUCAACAAAAUUUAGUGAUCAUGCAAAGAAAUCAAGCAAUUUUAACAGCAUUAUUGCUAUGUCUAGAAAAUCAGAUGGCAAUACAUGGAGACCAAGCAAUGAACAAUCAAAUUCCUCAGACAACAUGAAAAGAGGAUUCAUGGGUGAAAAGAAUAAUCCAAGACAUGGAUGUGUUCCUCUUGUCAAAUGUGAGCCAGUCGACAAGACCAAAGAUUUAGAGAUGAAGAGAAAUCCAACAAAUAAUAACAGUGAUCAUUUGACAACAAAAAGACUUGCAUUCACCAAGUCCUCUGGUGUUCUUAUCAAGAGAGAACUAGAUAAUGAGUUUGACAAUGAUGCCUCUUCUACUGAGUUUGGUGGAAAUCAACACCUGAGUGCUUUUACACAAGAUCUGCAAGAUAGUUCUGCUCCAUUUAAGUACUUAUCAGAUGUGUUGAAACAUGCCCCUCACAAUGAGAAUCAGACUGUCAGAGUUAAGGCUUACAUUGCAACAUUGCUAUCUCGUCCAAAUCCCAUGUCAACCCAGUGGAAUAUUACUGUAAAACUCAGUGAUGGAACAGCAACUGUGGAUGCUUUGCUGAGUGAAAAGAUCUUGACACAACUAUUGGAAUAUCCAAUAGAUGAAUACAGACUGGAGAUUCAAGAGGCUAUGAAAAGCCGCAAUCCAGCUCUAUGCCAGAGAUUACGUAAGAGAACGCAGCAAUUUGAAAGGAACUUGGCUUCCGCUUCUGGCUUGAUGGAUAUACAGUUCUCAGCGGACACGCCCUUGCCAUGUGUUCUCAGCCUGAUUCAGCCAACUUCCAGAGACGUUGCAGAAAUGAUUCGUUGCGUUAGAGUAACUUUUUAGUGUCGGAUCUUUUUCGUAUGGACAGUGUGUGUAAAUUGAUUGUCACAAUAUAGAACUAUUUUAACUAUAACAACACGGCAUUCUACAGCUAA